AUGAGGUUCCCCAUGCCUGGUAAUUUUAAGGUUCCUUGGGUUGGCGAAUAUGAUAGAAGUGGAGAUCCUUCCGACCAUAAGGAGAGUUUCCGAGCUCAUAUCAUCCUUCAUGAAACUCCUGAUGAAAUUGCUUGUCAAGCUUUCCCUUUAACUCUAAAGGGAGUCGCAAAGGAAUGGUUCGGAAGUCUGAGCCCUAAAUCAGUUGACAGUUUUGAUUAUCUUGGGCAACAGUUCCUGGGUCAGUUUCUUGCCACUGGGAGAAGAAAGAAGAACCCGACAUAUCUAUUGUCUCUCAUGCAGGGAAAAGAUGAAUCUUUGAAAGAAUAUUUGUCGCGAUUUAAUCGGGAGAAGUUGACAGUGGAGAGUACUGACGAGCAAACCAUUCUCUCGGCAUUGAUGCAUGGUAUACAAACCGAAGGGCCUCUGAUGGCCGAGUUGUCCAAAAGGCCAAAGACAGGAACUUUGCGACAGUUCAACAGCAAGGCCGAGGAAUUCAUCAACCAAGAAGAAACUAUCUCGGCAUUGCUGAAAUCUAAAGCUGCCGAGAGUAAGUUUGCUGCUGAUCCGGUUAUGACAAAACCAAGAGUUAUAAUCGAGAAGAAGAAAAAGGACAGUCAAAAUCCUAAGGUUCAGGAUAAGAAGGUCGGUCUUUUGCCUCAUCCAAACCAGCAUCAACAAUAUGUGGGAUGGACAACCUUGAAUACAACUGUUUAUAGGGUGUUCAUGGAAGUUAAAAAGGACCCAAGUUUCCGAUGGCCGGGAAGGAUGAAGUCUCCUCCCCAGCACCGCAGUACUCAGAAGUUUUGCGAGUAUCAUAACGAUCAUGGGCAUCAAACCGAGGAUUGUAUUAGUCUUCGAUUCGAGAUUGAAAAAUUUCUGAGAAAUGGGAAGUUACUGAAUUUCUUGGCUGAGGAAAAUAGCAAGGGAAAAAAUAUUCAGGAUGCACAGGGACAGCAUUCGGGUCAGAAUAAUGAUCGGUCACGUAACCAGAGGCAAAGGCGAGAUGAGCCGAGGAUUUCGCAGAAUCAGCAGCAAAAUCCUCAGAACCAAGCUAUUAUUGGCGAGAUUCGCACCAUCUCAGGAGGUCUGGCUAGUGGAGGAGAAUCAAGCUCGGCAAGGAAGGCUUACGCCAAGCAGGCUAGAAUGGAAGAAAUCUUCGCGCUGGAAAAACCCUCCAAGAUUCAGAAGAGGGAACCGAGUGUUUUAACAUUCUCGGAGGAAGAUGCGAAAGAAGUCUCGAUGCCACAUGAUGAUGCUUUGGUGAUAAUUUUGACGGUAGCUAAUCAUGCCGUUCACCAAGUCUUGAUAGACAAUGGAAGCUCGGCUGAUAUUAUUUAUUGGACAGUUGUUCAACAGUUGGGCAUUGGCCGAGAGAAGUUGAAACCUUUCUUGUCAUCGUUGAUAGGAUUUGCAGGUGAGCAUGUCCAACCCAUUGGGUUGAUUUCGCUUCCGGUUACAGCGGGGACUGCUCCUAGACAAUCUACUAUCAUGGUGGAUUUUUUGGUCAUUGACCAACCAUCGGCUUACAAUAUGAUCAUCGGUCGCCCGGCUUUGAAUCAGCUGAGGGCAGUCACUUCCACCUAUCACUUGAAAAUGAAAUUCCCAACCAUUGAAGGGGUCGGAGAGGUUAGAGGGGACCAAGUUGUUGCUAGAAGGUGCUACAAUACAUCUUUGAAGAAAUGCCCAAAGUCAGCACUAUUGAUGAUCGGUAGUUUAGCUGAUGAGUGA
Molecule: messenger RNA, 1728 nt
Organism: Corylus avellana
Lineage: Eukaryota; Viridiplantae; Streptophyta; Magnoliopsida; Fagales; Betulaceae
Source: RefSeq, a predicted model, not a curated record